AUGUCCGCCCUCUCAACAAACGCAACGUCCAAGUCGGACUUGGCCCAGCACCAGCAACAUCCUCCCGAGAAAACACACGGUGCCGGUGCAAGUCGUGAUAUUGAGCAGCAGCCAGAUCUCAGGCAGGAUGGAACAACAGACGAUACAUCUACUUUCAAGUCUCUCGGUGUUCUCGACCGCUUCCUGGCAGUAUGGAUCUUUCUCGCAAUGUUGAUCGGCAUCCUUCUGGGAAACUUUGUUCCAAAUGCCGGACCGGCCUUGCAGCAAGGCAAGUUUGUCGGCGUUUCCGUUCCCAUAGCGGUUGGCCUGCUGGUGAUGAUGUAUCCAAUCCUGUGCAAAGUGCAAUACGAAAAGCUCCACGAAAUAUUUCGCACGAGAGAAAUCUGGAUUCAGCUCGGUUUCAGCGUCGUCAUAAACUGGAUCAUUGCGCCCUUUUUCAUGCUUGCCUUGUCAUGGGCAUUCCUGCCAGACAAAGAGGGCCUGAGAAACGGUCUUAUUCUCGUCGGCAUAGCAAGAUGCAUAGCCAUGGUGUUGAUAUGGACAAGUUUGGCCAGAGGAGACGGCAAUUACUGUGCCAUUCUGGUGGCUGUCAACUCGUUUCUGCAAAUCGUCCUCUUCGCGCCCGUUGCCUUACUCUUCAUACGCGUCAUCGGCCGCGACAACAGCAUCUCGUCGAUAUCAUAUUCGACAGUCGCAUCUGCCGUGGGCGUAUUUCUUGGGAUUCCUCUCGGCGCCGCAAUAGUUACCCGCCUCGUGCUCCUUCACACCGUCGGCCUCAAGACGUACACCACCAAGAUCAUUCCCUUCCUGGCCCCGUGGUCCCUCAUCGGUCUCCUCUACACGAUCAUCGUCCUUUUUGCCUCUCAAGGCUCACAGGUUGUCCACCAAAUCGUGUCCGUCGUCCGCGUGGCAGCCCCGCUGGUCGUCUACUUCUCCGUCAUCUUCUCCGCCACUCUCCUGGUCGCCCGCAAGCUAGGCUUCCGUUAUGGACUUGCUUGUACGCAGGCUUUCACAGCAGCCAGCAACAACUUCGAGCUGGCCAUCGCCAUUGCGGUGGCUGCGUACGGCCCAGACUCGGACGAGGCGCUGGCCACGACUGUCGGCCCUCUGAUCGAAGUGCCGGUACUCCUGGCCCUGGUAUACUUCGUCAAGUGGUUCGCCAGACGGCACGGCUGGGAGGACUAG
Molecule: messenger RNA, 1185 nt
Organism: Colletotrichum chrysophilum
Lineage: Eukaryota; Fungi; Ascomycota; Sordariomycetes; Glomerellales; Glomerellaceae
Exons: 4
Coding region: 1-1185 (394 amino acids)
Biological process (GO): arsenite transport; antimonite transmembrane transport
Cellular component (GO): plasma membrane
Molecular function (GO): antiporter activity; antimonite transmembrane transporter activity; arsenite transmembrane transporter activity
Source: RefSeq, a predicted model, not a curated record